AUGAAAUUAAUAUAUACAAUUUUAUUAGUUGCAACUUCUAUUGGAUGUUGGGCUAAAGGUAUUCGAGGUACUAUUGUAGAUGAGAUUGGACAACCAACCCCAUUUGUCAAUGUUGUGCUGAUGUCUGACUCAACUUUCAUUGAUGGGAAGGUUACUGAUGAUACUGGAGGUUUUAUGUUUGAAAAUGCUGAUAGUACUGCCAACAAGGUCAAAGUAUCCAUGAUUGGUUAUGAAGAUCUGAUAUUGCCUAUCCCCGCCGAUGGUAAUUUCAAUACUCUUUCUCUGUCACCCUCGUCAGUAAUGCUGGGAGAGGUAGUUGUCAAGGCAAGUCUUCCCUCUACUCGAAUAAAGGGCAAUGCGAUUGUCACCAACGUGGAGAACAGUGUGCUGGCUACCACAGGCUCGGCUAAUGAUGUGCUUAAAAAUGUGCCGAUGCUGACUGGCAGCAACGGUAAUUUCAGCGUGUUUGGCCGUGGCAAUGCAAUAAUUUAUAUCAACGGUCGCCUCGUAAGAAACUCAAGCGAGGUGGGACAGCUUGCUUCCUCGGACAUCAAGGAGGUGCAGGUUAUCAAUAAUCCCGGUGCGCAAUAUGGAGCUGAUGUGAACGCUGUGAUAAAGAUUGUUACCAAAAAGCCAGUUGGCGAGGGUUUCAGUCUUUCCGCAUAUACUGACAAUAUUUACAACAAAUGGUUCACCACAACAGAACAACUUGAUUUGAAAUAUCGUACAGGCGGACUUGAAAUAUUUGCCACAGGCAAUUUCAGUCAUGGCAAGAACUAUGAUGAUGAAUACAUUUUGAGUACAACGAAUGGCAAAUCGGUAUUAUCCAUGGUGUCGGAAGAGUCCGUUAGCACAACGCAAACCACUAUAUCCGGCAAAUUUGGGUUUAACUACCAAUUUAACGAAAAUCAUAGUAUAGGCGCUUAUUAUCGUAAUGAUUAUAAUAGAGGUCAUCACUAUGGAUAUUUUCUAAAUGAUAUUACCGAAAAUAGCUCACUCUCUGAGUCAAGUGCAUCAGAUCUUAAAGGUUGGUUCAAGGCCCUCCCUUGCAACAGCGCGAAUGUAUAUUAUAACGGCACCGUCGGAAAAUUUACUUUUGAUGUGAACGGUGACUAUAUGCAGACAAAGGAUAAUGACCGCACAUACCAGUACGAGCAAAACCAAUUUUCCGACAACCGUAAUGUAACGACAUUCAACACCUCCCGAAACCGCCUUUUCGCUGAAAAGGCCACGGUGUCAUAUCAACUGCCGAAAGGGAGCGUACUCAUCGGAGAAGAAUAUACCAACUCUCGCAGCCGUAACGAUUUUCAAAAUCCGGAAGCGAUAUUGAACAGCGAGGAAACCGAUGUACGGGAAAACAAUAUCGGUGUGUUCGCGGAAGUCAGCCAGACUUUCGGUGAUUUCAGCGCAUCAGCCGGAGUUAGAUACGAACACGUUAAAUCCGACUAUUAUAUCAACAAUCGGCUCGCAGACGGGCAGAGCAAGACCUAUGACAAUUUCUUUCCGUCGGCCAACAUAACUUAUUCGCCCGGUGAUUUCAGGUUUUCGUUAUCAUACAGCAACCGAACCGUGCGACCGACAUAUCAAAAUCUUAACGGCAACUAUUUCUAUGUAAAUUCCAUUUUAUAUACCCGUGGCAACCCAUAUCUCGUGCCCUCCAAACGACAGGACUUUACCGCACAGGCAUCUUGGAAAUACAUAACCCUUUCAGCCCAGUAUUCCUACACAAAAGAUGCUAUCGUGCAGGUCUAUGAACCGUAUGAGGGCAACGACCGUAUCAACGUGUUCACCGUCACCAAUAUGCCGAGCCACAAGUUGUUUUCAAUAUUUGUAAACGCCUCACCUCAAUUCGGCAUAUACAACCCGUCGCUCUCCUUGGGUAUGCAGAAGCAGUGGUUUGAUGUCGAAUAUCUCGGGCAGCAUAAGAAAAUGAACAGCCCCAUAUUCACCAUUCAAAUGAAUAAUACCCUGACACUUCCGCACGAUUGGUUUAUCGAGGCUUCACUAUGGUGGCGCAGUCACGGUGAUUGGAAGAACUGGGCCUAUACCCAUACUCUUUCAACCGUCAAUCUCCGGGUCUAUAAAAUGUUCCUUGACAAAAGCCUUACCGUUUAUCUUGGCGUGAAUGACAUAUUCAACGGUCAGAUAUACAAGGCAAAUAUAUACAGCGGCAAUGUGAUGAUGCAGUCA
This is a messenger RNA of Cylicocyclus nassatus, 2190 nucleotides long. The record is from the annotation of a GenBank genome assembly. NCBI's taxonomy places the organism in Eukaryota, Metazoa, Nematoda, Chromadorea, Rhabditida, Strongylidae.